UAUAUGGCGAAAAGGAGGGGGGAGGAAAUGAUUAUUGUUCAAUUGGAGGGUGUCUUAACCAUUUUCACCCUUUCUUUUUCAUGGCCAAACGACCACUUAAUUUUCAUUUUUGUCUUUGUUCUUUUUGUCCUUUUUUUCUCAGCAUAAACUACUAAGCAUCUCCGGAAAGGCGUUGUGCCGUCAUAACAGGGUUUGAGUGAUUGGAAUACUUGCAAUGAAUCCGUUAACGUUAGUGAAGCGUAUUCAGAAUAUUAAUGCCAAAGAAGCAUCUUUGGGAAUCUCCGAUGAUGCAUCCUGGCAUGCCAAAUACAAAGAUUCAGCUUAUGUAUUUGUUGGUGGCAUACCUUUUGACCUUACUGAAGGUGAUGUCCUCGCCGUUUUCGCCCAGUAUGGGGAGAUUGUUGAUGUCAAUCUUGUUAGAGAUAAAGGUACAGGCAAGUCGAAGGGUUUCGCUUUUGUUGCUUACGAGGAUCAAAGGAGUACAAUUCUCGCUGUGGAUAACUUAAAUGGUGCACAGCUUUCGGGUAGAACAAUCAGAGUUGAUCAUGUUUCCAACUAUAAAAAGAAAGAAGAAGAGGAUGAAGAGACACAGAGGAAAAAGAGGGAGGAGCGAGGGGUCUGUCGCUCUUUCCAGAGGGGUGAAUGCAAUCGUGGUGCUGCGUGCAAGUUCUCUCACGAUGAGAAGAGAGCUGCAAACACAGGCUGGGGUGCUGAGGAAGAUCGAAGUACGAGAUGGUCGCAUGACAAAGUUGAAGAUUCUAGGAAGGAUAAAAGAUCUGGCCAAUGGAGUCGACCUCCACGUCCUGAUUACAAGGAAGAGGUCAAAGUCUCUGAUAAAGAUCCAAGAACUUAUAAAGCAAAAAUCAGUGAUAUAGGAAGACAUGAGCAGAGAGAUUUAACCACAAGAGAUCAUUAUAAGAGAGAUGUCGAGCAGCACAGGUCAGAGCGGAAGGAAAAGGAAAGUAAUUACAAAGAAGACGACGUGGAUAGGUCGUCACAUGUGGAGAGAAGGUCUAGGUGGUAUAAUGAUGAACAAAACUCAGGGGAAGCUAUUGAGAGAAAAUCUAGGAGGCAUGAUGAUGUGACCUCAAAGGAAUAUGAUGAUAGGAGAGAUGAAAGAAGACAAAAAAGAUACAAAUCUGAAUCUUAUGUUGUUGAAAAAAGAGAGAGCAGGGAACGGCAGAAAGGAGCUCGUCUUGAUGAAAGGGAUGAAGAAAAUCGCAGCCGAAGAUCACGUAGAUAAUGGUCGCUUGAUUUAGGACUUCAGCUUUAUGUGUUGCGCUGGUGCAUAGAUGAGAAUUGAAUCAUAUUAAAUUUGCAACUUCAUUUCCAGUUUCGAGUACAAUGCCUUAUCCGAUAGUUAGAGGCGAAAUAUCUCAGUGCAAUUACAGUUCUUGCCGGAAGGAUACAAGUGGCCAUUUGCUGUACUUAUAAGCUGAUCGUGUGUCCAUUUUUCCUUGUAAGAGCAAUAUUAAGCCCUUUUUCCCUGAACUUGAGCCUCAACCUUAUCGAACGUGAGAUCCAUUUUACCUGUCUCAUUGUUGUAAAACUUGAAAGUCAUCUAGUUUUCAGCGCAUGACACCAAUUAGAUUAGCUGUUUUUAGCUAAUCUAGACUGAACCACAGCUGCAGAAGUGCACUUAUUUUGAUGUACAAAACUUUGCUUUCACGUUUACUGUUUUUAUAUACUGAUUAAAUGCUGAUUCACGGGCUCUUGUAUUUCA
Molecule: messenger RNA, 1723 nt
Organism: Capsicum annuum
Lineage: Eukaryota; Viridiplantae; Streptophyta; Magnoliopsida; Solanales; Solanaceae
Product: zinc finger CCCH domain-containing protein 25
Exons: 5
Coding region: 215-1243 (342 amino acids)
Biological process (GO): mRNA splicing, via spliceosome
Cellular component (GO): precatalytic spliceosome; catalytic step 2 spliceosome; U2 snRNP
Molecular function (GO): metal ion binding; RNA binding
Source: RefSeq, a predicted model, not a curated record